Molecule: messenger RNA, 1397 nt
Organism: Eufriesea mexicana
Lineage: Eukaryota; Metazoa; Arthropoda; Insecta; Hymenoptera; Apidae
Gene: par-6
Product: partitioning defective protein 6
Exons: 5
Coding region: 386-1393 (335 amino acids)
Biological process (GO): centrosome cycle
Molecular function (GO): protein binding
Source: RefSeq, a predicted model, not a curated record
GAAUAAGUUGUGAAAACAAACCUUGAAUAUUGUUAGAAAGUUUUUGUAAAUUAAUAGAUGAAUAUACCACGCUUUUGUGUUCCAUUCAUAUUUUGAUUAUGUGUUUAUACGUUAGCUGACGGUGUUUUAUUGUUUAUCGUUACUGUAAGGCCGUACAUUUUCUUAAAAAUUUAUAGUGACUAGGCCAAGUGCGUUCUACCAAACAGGUGCUUUUGACGUCACGUCGUCGUAUUCGUACUCAUUUUGUCAAAAUGUGGUUACUUUAAAUUAUAUCAGCAGUGAUUAAAAUUUGCUAAUCCCAUAUUAAUUUGAAAACCAACUUCGAAUCAUUGGUUCGAGUUGCGGAUUUGCUUCAAACAUUGCAAUUCACUUAAAAUUAAAAAUCAUGUCUAAGAGCAAACUUCACCAUCAAGUUGACAGCAAUAUUGUUGCAGUGAAAAGUAAAUUUGAUGCAGAUAUUAUAAGAUUUUCAGUCAACCGUAAUGAAGCAAUCAGUUAUGAAGAUUUUAGAAAGUUAUUGGCUGAACGACAUGAUAUUGGCCCUGAUUUAAGUUUUCUUAUAUGGUACACGGAUCCAACUGAUGGUGAUUUAUUACCUAUUAACAAUGAUAAUAACUUGGCAAGGGCAUUACUUGCUGCAAAACCACUACUUAGAAUUUUUAUUCAAAGAAAGGGGGAUGGACUAGAAGAUAUAAAUGGAUAUGGAACAAUGAAACCAAAAAAUUUAAUAUCAAGUAUCCUUGGUGGCACACCUGGAAAACCAAAGUCAUUGGCUAUAUCUAAUCCACAUGAUUUUAGGCAGGUAUCAGCAAUAAUUGAUGUAGAUAUAUUGCCAGAAACUUGUCGCCGUGUACGUUUGUUAAAACAUGGUUCUGAUAAACCAUUAGGAUUUUAUAUUAAAGAUGGUGAAAGUUAUCGAGUAUUACCACCAUCAGCAGGAGGUGGUGUUGAAAAAGUUCCAGGGGUAUUUAUCAGUAGAUUAGUACCAGGUGGCUUAGCUGAAAGUACAGGUCUUUUAGCAGUAAACGAUGAAGUUCUUGAAGUUAAUGGUAUAGAGGUUGCUGGAAAAACUCUAGAUCAAGUCACAGAUAUGAUGAUUGCCAAUUCUUCAAAUCUCAUAAUCACAGUAAAGCCAGCAAAUCAACGAGCAGCAUUAGCUGCUCCAAGACGUGGGUCAUUUUCACGUAAUAGUCAAUUAUCUUCUGGAAGUCAUCAGUCCACACAAAGUGCUGCAACUGGCAGUGAUGAAGAUGCAGAUGAAAUUGUAGACUUAACUGGUGUAACAUUACAAGAUGAUGCAACAACUUCUACUUCUCAACAUCAUCAUUAUCACCAUCAUCAUCAUCAUCAUCAAAAUCAUUUCAAUCAUGAUCAAGGUGUUCUACAUUUAUAAAUGA